CCUCUGUUUCCUGAUUUCUUUCCAGGGCCAUUCGGCAUCCUGCAAGUGGAUAUGUUCAAGGAAUAAAUGAUCUAGCCACACCCUUUCUAGUUGUUUUCUUGUCUGAACACUUAGAAGGGGGUGUGGAUAACUGGUCAAUCUCUAAUUUAUCUCCAGAAAAAAUCUCUAACAUGGAGGCUGAUUGCUAUUGGUGUCUAUCGAAGCUGCUUGAGGGUAUGCAUGACGAUUACACAUUUGCUCAACCAGGAAUUCAGAGGCUUGUGUUUAAAUUGAAGGAUUUGGUUAGGCGGAUUGAUGAACCUGUUUCAAGACACAUGGAGGAGCAAGGGCUGGAAUUUCUGCAAUUUGCUUUCCUCUGGUUCAACUGUCUUCUAAUACGCGAGAUGCCUUUCCAUCUUGUUACUCGCCUGUGGGACACAUAUCUUGCGGAAGGAGAUGCAUUGCCAGAUUUCCUUGUAUACAUAUUUGCCAGUUUUCUUUUAACGUGGUCAGAUAAGCUUCAGAAGCUUGAUUUCUAAGAAUUGGUGAUGUUCCUUCAACACCUUCCAACACAGAACUGGACUCACCAAGAGUUGGAGAUGAUGCUUUCUAGAGCAUUUAUGUGGCACAGUAUGUUUAAGAACUUUCCCAGCCACUUAGCUAGCUAAAGAGAAAAUUGUAAUAUUCAUUAUUUUUUCUCAGUUUGGAAUUUUUAUUUUAAUUUUUUUUUCUCUUGCUCCAGUGGAGGAAACCAGCCCGUGUUCUCAUAUGAAUUGUGGCUUGUAAUAUCUGUAUUAUUAGGCGUUUCUUUUUAGAUUUUCUUUGACCAGAGGAGAACAUGGAAAAGAAAAAUUAAAAAUAAAAAAGUACUUUCUUGUACAACAAUUUUCAAUUUU
Molecule: messenger RNA, 875 nt
Organism: Alnus glutinosa
Lineage: Eukaryota; Viridiplantae; Streptophyta; Magnoliopsida; Fagales; Betulaceae
Product: GTPase-activating protein gyp1-like
Exons: 4
Coding region: 171-518 (115 amino acids)
Biological process (GO): activation of GTPase activity
Molecular function (GO): GTPase activator activity
Source: RefSeq, a predicted model, not a curated record